This is a messenger RNA of Trifolium pratense (red clover), 5166 nucleotides long. RefSeq lists its product as uncharacterized. The record is from RefSeq and is a predicted model, not a curated record. The coding region runs from base 620 to 4798 and encodes 1392 amino acids. NCBI's taxonomy places the organism in Eukaryota, Viridiplantae, Streptophyta, Magnoliopsida, Fabales, Fabaceae. The transcript has 4 exons.
AUUAUUUCUAUUUCCAUAAUCAUCUUUUUCUUCGUCAAGAUCUGAAUAUUUUCACACUUUUUAAUUCUUAAUUCAUGGUAAUUAAUUUAAACGAUGAUUCUUUGCCCCAUGCAUUCUUAAUUAUACUUUUCUUCUUUUAAUUGUUUUAUAGGUUUAGAUCUGUUUCUUCCUUCGCGGGUUUUUCUUCGUUCACGCUAACUUGAUUCUGUGAAUGGUUUUGUGUUUUUAAAUUAUGUGAAUGGGUUUUUAAUUGUUCAGAGUUUUCAUACAUACAAGUUUUCACGUGAGUUUAUCAACGUUAAUUACGUCACCGAACGGAUCGGUUAUAAUUGGUUGGUGAAGUUUGGUUUUUGUUGAGAAAUUUGAACUCAAAUUUUUGUCGGUAGUUGCCGUGUUUUUUAUCUGAAGUGAAACUAAGGCUUGGAUCUACUUAACUUGGAUAGUGGAAGUAUUUUGAAGAUCGAAAUAAAUGUUUACAAAAACUUUAUUAUUCAGUGCAGGAUUUUUUUGAUAACUUCAAUAUUUUAUCGAAGAUUUGCUAUUUGAAUCAUAUAAACUGAAACAACUGAAAUUUGAAACAAAGGUCUUGACUUGUGAGCUUAUAGCAUACUUUGGAAUCAUGCCAGUUUCAGGACAUGAAGAGAGUGGGGUAAAGUCCUUUGCCGGGCAAUUUAGUGAUUUAGUUGCAGGUGUGCCAAUCAAGAAAAGGAGGUACCCACCUUAUAUUAAGACCUCUUCGCCUCCUUCUGAAGAGCCAUGUUCAAACAACGAAGAAACUGAGUCACAACGAAAAGAAAAUUCAAGCACUUCUCAAGGAUCAACUCUAUCAAAUGCCAGUAUUGCAGGUGCACCUAUCAAGAAAAGAAGGUUCCCUCCUUCACUUCAAGCUUCUUCACCUUCUUUGGAAGAGGGUUCGGUUCAACAAAAAAGUUAUGCCUUGCGAAAAGAUCAUUCAAGCACAUCACUGGGUUCAACCCUUUCUACAAGUUCUGCUGGGUUAUCCAAUACUAUUGGAAAUCCUCUUUUUGAAGAAAAGAAAUCAAGGUCUGAUGUUACCAAAGCUGACAAGGUUCAAAACAAUUCUUCUUUGCUUACUCCCAAACGGGAAGAAUCAAACCCUACUUUGAAUGUUGUGAAUAGCAAAGAGAAGGUGACACUCAAUGAAGUUAAUGAGAAGAAUGUGGGAUCCCAAACAAGUAAGGCGAAUACUGAACUCGUGUUGGCUGCAAAAGAAGGUCUUGCACUUAGCAUUGGAGCAGAUGUGAGCAAACAAAUCGUCCAAGGCACAGUUAAACAAGAAAGUCCCGUAGUUGCUGGAAGUACUAGAUUAUCUUUAAGCAUAAAGGAGCACGUAUUUCAAUCUGUUACAAGUCGGGAGAAUAAUGAAAUACGUCCCAAUAUGGAGAAAGGAGAACCUCUCUCAUUGGAAUUAUCUCUAAGCAAGGAUGAAUGCAGUACCCACAGUUCAAAUACUGAUGCUAAAAGUGAUAGUGACACUACUCGUGUUCAUUCUAGCAGGGCAAAUUGGGAUCUGAAUACUACUAUGGAUGCAUGGGAUGAAGGGAGUGAUGCCAGUUCUGUUAAAACUUCUAUUGACGGACUGAAUAUUACUCACAGUUCGCUUGAUGAGAAACUGUUGAUGUGCUCAACUGGGAUUACACCACCAACAAGUGUUGUAUCCGUAAAGCAAACACGUAAUGAGACUCAGAACAAAGCUUUCAUUACUUCACCUGGUCUGGCUGGACAGCAAUAUAAACGUGCGGAUCCACCUAGUAUUAGUUUUUCAUCUUAUGUUUGUAAUUAUGUUGAGGAGCCCUCUAGAAGAAUAUCUGUUAAACUAAAUUCAGGCGUUGCUACUCCCGUUGCUAGUUUACCAAGUGUGGCUGCUACUGCUGGUGCUGCAAAUACUUCUAGUUUUAGGUCGGUAAAGCCAGAACCAUAUGAUGAGAACUUGAAAAAGAAUUUGAAAGAAACAAGAAAUUCAUGUCCUGUUGGUUCAUUAGAUAGUGCGGCUGUAAAACAAGAAAUUAUUCAGCAUUCAAUUACCAUGCAAUGUAAGCCAUCUGUUAGCAAUUCAAAGUUGGUUGAUUCUACAUUCGUUAAAUCUGAACCAAGUCAUGAGGGUAGUCAGGAACAAUCCAAAACAGCAGAGAGUACUAAUACAAAGCAGUUGGAUAAAGUGUUGCCUCAAAUGUCAUUUAGUUCUUCCAUGGCAGUGCCAGUCAUGAAUUCGACACAAGUUUUUGCAGAGGCAACUCAUCCUGCUGUGAAACCUGUGUGUACAACAGUAUUAACCACCAAUAAAAAUAUUGUAGGUCAACUGAAAACUUGUAGUCGUGCAGAAGGAGUGAAUGUUGAGAAAGUAUGCGAAGUUCCCUCAAAUUCUGAGAACGUUCCUCUGGUUACAGUUGCCAUUCCUAUGGUCGAUACUGCCACAGAAUUGAAUAAUCUUGGCUUGAAAUAUUCUUCUAUUGUAGCCAAGAAAGAAGUUGCUGAUGAUCAUGAUGCUUGCAGAUUGAAACUAAUGAAUGAGCCUCUUGAUUCACGAGAGAGUGAAGGCUGUGUUAGUGAUGAAGAAAAGAUAACUGAUAUUUUGGAGGAUGAUUCUUAUGGUUCCGAUUUGGAGUCAGAUGAAAACCCUGCUGUAACUGUUGCUGUCGAUACUGAGAGAUACAUCGAAGAUGAUGAUUAUGAGGAUGGCGAGGUUAGAGAACCACUUGAGACUUCCAAACUGGAGGAAACAAUAUGUGAGGUAAGAGAAAUAGAACGUUCUGACUUGGGUAAUUAUGAUAAUAAACUGGUGGAGAAAGGAGUGGUGAGUAGUGAUUAUCCGACUUCAUCUCAUGUGGUGGAAAAUGACAAUAAGAUUGUAAACCACAAUGAAAUUAUUAGUAAAGAUGGUGUGGACAUUCAAAUGCAUGAUAAGCCUGGUAAAGUCAUCGAUAAAAAGGUGUGUGUGCAUGAGUCAUUGGAUGGUGAAAAAUCAGAUAUUGCUGCUGAUAAGGGACCGGUUAAUGUUUUGCAACGGAAAUCAUUAGAUCUUUCGGAAAGAAUAAUUGUCUCUGAAAUUCAGGAAACAGAACAACAUUCUGAUCAUGCCACUGAUGGAAGCCAUGUGAUAGAUGUUCAAUGUGCUGAUGAGGUUGUGAAAACAACUGACACUGUUAGACAAGCAGACUUAUAUUUGCCGAAGAUGGAAGGAUCUUCAAAUACUGAAGAUAUAACCAGAGAUGUUAGUAGCUGUGGUAAUCAAGGAAGAAUCAUAGAUUUGUCACGAGCUGCUAGUUCGUCAUCCCCUAGUAAAACUAGGCCUAUCCCAGUCAGAUCGCUGCCUACUCGAGCUGGAAGAGAUGUAUUGUCUGACACAGUUGAUGGUGACAAGUUAUACCGAGGAAGGGAUGACGUUUACAUUGAUGCUCCCCACCGAUUUUCAAGAGAAAGACAUCAAGACAUGUCCACUAGAAACUCUAGAUUGAAUUUUGGGCGUGGUAGAGGAAGAGUUAAUAGUCGAAUUCGUGGUGACUGGGAAUCUGACCGUGAAUAUUCUGGUGAGUUUUACAAUGGUCCAAGUCAACAGUUCCGCGGCGCCAGGUCAAAAUAUUCAUCUGGUAUUGCUGAUACUGAUAUGGAGUACAAUAAUGUUGGACCUGAUGACUCGUAUGUUGUCAAUGGUCGGUUAGGUAGAAAGCCCUUGAAUGAUGGCUCAUACGUUGCACCGAGAAGAAGGUCACCACCAGCAGGAGGAAGAGAUGGCAUCCAAAUGGGUCAUAGAAAUCCUAGAGCUGUUAGUCCAAAUAGUCGAUGUAUUGGUGGGGAUGGUUCCGAUUUAGGUGGCAUGAGACAUAGUGAGAAGUUUAUGAGAGGAUUUGCUGAUGAUACUCUAGAUUCGCUGUAUAAACGUCCCCAACAAUUUGAGGGGCUGGAUGGUAGGUUUUCAAGAGGAAGGGGCAGGAAUUUUUCUUCCAUGCAGAGAAGGGGUGGUCUUUCUCGAAUGCGUUCAAAGUCGCCUAUCAGAUCGAGGAGUCGCUCUCCUGGUCAGUGGACAUCUCCAAGAAGGAGGUCCCCCAGAAGAAGAUCCCCGGAGGGUUUUGGUGGCCAUCCUGAAAUGACUCAUAGAAGAUCACCAUUAUACAGGGUUGAUAGAAUGAGAUCACCUGAUCGACCUGUUUUCACUGGAGAGAGAGUGGUGAGGAGACAUGGCUCACCUCAAUUUAUAUCACGACCUUCUAAUGAUAUGAGGGACAUUGACUCUGCAAGGGACCAUGGUCAUCCAAGGUCUGUCAAUUCCAAUAGGAGUCCAUCUGGUCGAAUUUUAAUCAGAAACAACAGAAGAUUUGAUGUUGCAGAUCCCAGAGACCGAGCAGAUAAUGAUGAUGAAUAUUUUGGUGGUGGUGGGCCUAUGCAUUCUGGUAGGAUGCUAGAGCUUAAUAACGGUGAAGGAAAUGGCGAGGAGAGGAGAAGGUUUGGUGAGAGAAGAGGUCCUAUUCGGUCAUUCAGACCUCCUUAUAACAAUGGUAAUAAUAAUAAUAAUAAUGUUGGUGAGAACUUUCAUCUUAAUGCAGAAGAUGGACCUACUAGACAUUAUAGAUUCUGUCCAGAUGAUUCAGAUUUUCAUGAUAGAGGCAACAACUUGAGGGAAAGGGACUUUGAUAGACGGAUCAAGGGUAGGAAUGGAAAUGGGCCACCUAGAAGAACAAGAAACAUGGAUGAGCCGGAAGAUAAUUUCAGGCAUGGUGGACAAGUUUGGAGUGAUGACAGUUUUGAUGAUAUAUCCAGAGUGAAGAGGAAAAGAUUUUGAAUGAUUUCCCCUUUUUUUAUAUCAGAAAAGUCUCCUUCUAUGAAUGCUGGAGAACAAUGAAAUUUGUAUUGCUUGGUUUUCUUUCACCUACAGAAGUAGACUAGUUUUUAGUUAGUUAGUAAUAAAUUAUUAUCCCUUGCUACAUAGCUUUAGCUUAAGGCAUUCUAAGUGUUGGAAAAAUGAAGUUUUGGUUGUAAAAGCAGUUCUGGGCAGAUUGUCAAGGAAGGAAUUUUAAAAAAACAAAUGUUGCUCUGAACAAGUACAAUUUAGUUGUGACUUUGGUUGGUAUGGGACCAAACUCUCAGAUCUGAUUGAAGAGAGCUCUCUAUCUGCCUGUUUUUAAUAAUAUAUUGAUUGGAGUGCUGUGA